CCGCCCUUUCCGUUGUGCACAAACAGGACUGCUAGCGACAUUGCAAACCUGUGUUGUGUGCCACUUCGGUUUUACUUAAUAUUGUUCGUCGUGUUUCAGAUUAUGGACAACGGCGAUUUUACAUCAGGACGGGCAAAGAUUACCGUUCCCGACAAAGUCGACAUGUCGUUAGAUGACAUCAUUCGGUUGAACAAAAAAGAACAACAGUUAAAGAGAAGACAAGGCUCCACAAGUCGGCGACCAGUGAAGAAGAAAGGCCGUUUUCAGUCGAGGACUGCGGGAUCAGUUCAGAGAGCUGGAGGUGGUGUACCCCGAGGAGGAGCUGCUAAACUGAGGGGCAGAAGAUUACCUCCCUUGGGAGGUCGACGAAGGGGUCAAGGUGUUAUCACUGGCCUGGCGGCCCGGAGGCCUGGAGCCCUGCUAAAACGAACUGGAUCAUUCAACAGAACAGCAGCCAGCCAGAAAACAAGACAGAAAACGAGGGCCUUCAUUCAACGUACUGAACCCCAGUUUAGGAAGCCGGAGGUGCAGAGGCGACUGUACAGGCAGAAUGAUCUGCAGAGAGGCCACAACACAUCCACAAGGAGGUCGUUUCAGCUGCGAAGACGACUACUGCCACCUGUUCAGCAGGCUCAGAGAGAAGCACGUCAGGCUACGUUUCUUUUUCGGAGGGGCCUCAAGGUUCAUGCCCAGAUGCAGAAUCCAAAUCUUCACACUGCUCCAGUCAGAACCCGUCAGUGGCGCACGUCAACAAACAGUAGUGGAAUCUUGACUGUUUCAAUUGACAACCCAACAGCCAGAACACAACCAGAGCCCCAAACUGCUUGGACCCUUCACCCGCCAGCUGUUAGCUCUACUUCUGUCAAGGUGGAAACUGUAGAGAAGAAGACGCCAAAAGGAGUGCCACUCCAAUUUGACAUCAACAGUGUUGGAAAACAGCAAACGUCAAUGACACUGAACGAGAGAUUCCGCAUUCUCAAAGAUCAGCGCACAGCCACACCGCGGGGCAGUAAAGGCAGCCGGUUUGUUACCGUGGGUUAGCCUGCAGGAAGCUGUUGCCCACCAGCUGAUGGACUUUAUUAAAUGAAGCUGCGUUACAAAUGAGUACGUGCACAACUGCCCACAUGUCACAAAUCAAGUGUGUGAGUGUUGGUGGAAGACAGUGUUUUUGUUGUUUUUGUCUCACUGGCUAUCGUGUCACUGUACUCCACCGUUUGCCUCGUGUAGUGGAAGGAAACUGUUUGCUUUGGACUCAGAACUGUCGACAGCACGCACGAUGAAGGCUGCUUGUUUUUUUGUUUUUGUUGUUUUUUAUCAUUUUCUUGCCGGAGAGGACUGUUGUGUUCUUGGAACCAUGGCACAUGUAUUCUCUCAUUUAACAUUUUAAAAACAAAACAUUUUGUAAUGUUUCCUCAAAUAAAAAAGUUUUUGAAUUUUU
Molecule: messenger RNA, 1438 nt
Organism: Thalassophryne amazonica
Lineage: Eukaryota; Metazoa; Chordata; Actinopteri; Batrachoidiformes; Batrachoididae
Product: UAP56-interacting factor-like
Exons: 9
Coding region: 103-1041 (312 amino acids)
Biological process (GO): mRNA export from nucleus
Molecular function (GO): mRNA binding
Source: RefSeq, a predicted model, not a curated record